AAGGCUAAUAUUUUUGUCCUCAGCCACGUGCUUUGCUUUUCUUCAUCUUCAUUUUUCUUCUCCUCGAUGCUUUGCCUCCCCGACCAGCCCCCCCCCAAGCCACCGACUCUCUUCCUCCUUGAAAACCUGGUGAGAUCUUGAUGAAAUUUCUCCUUCUUUCUUGCUUAAUCACAAGAUUUGGGGCUUAGAAUUCUCUCUCUCUACCCAGAAAUCCCGGAUCUGCUCUGUUCUUCUCCCUUGUCCGUCGGGUUCUGCUGGGUUUGAAUCCUUCGGUUUUUCUGCUGCGAGUUCCCCUGCAGAAUUUCUUCUUCUCUGCCGUCGGCUUCUUCCCCCCCUGCUAGGCUCGGUUUUUGGCUGCUAAAUUCUGGUAUGGACAGCUCCUCUAAGCCUAAAAUUACCCAUUUAAUUGGUUGGUUUUGUCCAUUAAGUGCUGCCCUGUGCUUGCCGAAUUUUGCUAAAAUGGGGGAGGAAUUCCGGUAGCAUUUAAAUGUGUUUUGUGCUUGGUUUAUGUAGGAAUUUUGUUAAUUGGGCUGUUGUGAUGUUGUGUAGGAGUAAUCCCGUGACUUAGCCAUUCUUGGCCAAAGCCGUGGGUCUCCAUUGCUUGUCCAGGAAAUUGGAAUGAAUUUUGGUAGCUUUAAGCUAUGUUUUUAAGUGUGGUUUAAGUAGGAAAUUAGCUUGAAUUGGGUUGUUGUGAUUUUGGAGAAAAAUCCCGUGAAUUAGCUAGUGUUUUGGCCAAUUUUGGAAGUGAAGUUACUGUUCACGAUACUGUUCACGGGACUGUUUACUGGUACUGUUCACGGGCACUGUUCACACACCGAGGGUCAAUAAUUAACGGGGAUUUAAAUGAUUAGUUUGUGAUAUAAGAAUAAAUUUGGAGAUGUCCGGUUAUGUGGAGAUUGAUAGAAAUAGCACUGUGAUUAGGGGCUCCCGAUCGUUCUGUCAGUUAGCACUGAGAUUGAGUGCUUGGUUUUAUGCGAGUGAGCAUCAUUGGGAUGAAAAUGAGGAUUUUAUUGAUUUUCUGGAAAUGAGCAUGAUUGAGAAAUGAAAAUGAGAAUUUCAUUGUUUUUCUGGAAUAGAGCAUGCCUAUUUGGGAAUUGACUGAACUGCUUUGAUGAACUGAGAAUUUUGUAAAUGUUGAGUUUUCUGUUAAAUCCAUGCCUGCAUGGAAACUUUCCGGUUUGUUCUGAAAUUCGGGAUUGAUUGUGAAAUUUGGGUUUUUCUGUAAAUCCUGCAUGGUUUUGUCUCGGAUAUAGUUAUGAUUAUUGAUGAUCCCGCUAGUGGGGGUUAAACGCUAGCAAAUGUCAGCGCAUGUCGAUAUGUUAUUGAUGAUCUUGCUAGUGGGGGUUAAACGCUAGCACAUGUCGGCUGAUGUCGAUAUGUUAUUGAUAGAACCGAUUCGUUUCUGUAACCCUGCUAGUGGGGGUUAAACACUAGUAAAUUUCUGUCGCCUACCAGUGGGUUGUUAUAACACUGGUCAUGACUUAUAGAUGAGACUAUUGAACUGAGUUUUCUUCUGCAUUAACAGUUUGUCAGGAAACGUUUUGUUAUUGAACUGAAUCUGAUUUUGCAUUGACGGUUUUGUCAUUGAACGUUUUGCUAUUGAAUCGAAUUUGAUUUCCGCAUUAACGGUUUAUCAGUGAAAGUUUUGCUAUGCUUACAUGGUUUAUCUGGCAUGCUUAAAAGUUUUACCCAAGGGCUAUCCAUAUUUACUUAUCGAGUUAUCUCAUAGUUUUUCCUUGUCCACCAUUUCAGGAAACGAAAUCGAGGACGGGGAAACCAAGGGGAGUGACGAGUUAGAAGGCUAGCUAUCGUGUAAAUUGAAUAUGGAUUUUAGAUAUAAAUGAUGAUCUUGUAAGCGAGAUUUUAAUUGGAGAUUGUAAAUUCAUUUAGUGGAUUGUUAGUUUAUAAGAGAUCUGAUUUGGAGAUUUUGAGGUUAAGUCAUGUGGACAUAGAAAAGAAAUUUUGAAAUAUCCG
Rubroshorea leprosula is the source of this 1974-nucleotide messenger RNA. The record is from the annotation of a GenBank genome assembly. NCBI's taxonomy places the organism in Eukaryota, Viridiplantae, Streptophyta, Magnoliopsida, Malvales, Dipterocarpaceae.